AUGCUUUUAAGGCUAAUUUCACUAUUCGAAGACAGCGUUUUUGGAGCCCCUGGCGUCGAACUGUUCGGCAGAUGCAGCCAAGAUGACAUCAACAGGGAGGGUCAUCUUCCUUAUUGUCGAUGUUCCCCUAUCAACUCGGAAGGGUUCCAUCGAUUAAAAUUAGAAUCGAUGGAAGAUGCAUAUGAGAGAAGACUAAAGAUUGAAUGUGAAAUAUGGGAAGAGGGUGGAUGUUAUUGGUAUCUUGAUCUGGAAAGUCAUCGGUCGGACGUUGGAGUCGCUGGAGCCGGAGCCGCCACCUCUCACCGGAAUAGGUUUCCAACGUGGGUUACUGUCUGGGAUCUUUGCAACCUCUAUCUUCAUCUGUACGGAGGUGACGACGGCCAUUUAACAAACCCUAAAUUGUCACCAAGAAAAGCUCAAGAUCUCCGCCGCCAUGCUCCUACGAUUCUUCAGAUCUAUUUUGGACUCACACUCGAAACACCAAAACCCUCUUUGUCAGCUUCAGAUCUUCGCCUCUAUGAUCCUUCGAUUUGA
Molecule: messenger RNA, 534 nt
Organism: Lactuca saligna
Lineage: Eukaryota; Viridiplantae; Streptophyta; Magnoliopsida; Asterales; Asteraceae
Source: the annotation of a GenBank genome assembly